Molecule: messenger RNA, 4544 nt
Organism: Perca flavescens (yellow perch)
Lineage: Eukaryota; Metazoa; Chordata; Actinopteri; Perciformes; Percidae
Product: protocadherin-10
Exons: 12
Coding region: 486-4544 (1352 amino acids)
Biological process (GO): homophilic cell-cell adhesion
Cellular component (GO): plasma membrane
Molecular function (GO): calcium ion binding
Source: RefSeq, a predicted model, not a curated record
AGUGAGGACAGGGUGCCAAGAGGAGACACAGAGACACACAGCCAGAGAGUCUGACGUUCAUUCCCUGAUUAGUGAGCCUCGCAGAAGAGAAGAAAUAUCUCUUAUUUGUUCUUAUAUGGAUAUUGAUUUCUUUUUUUCCCCCACUCUAACUCCUUUCCAGACUGGCUCCAUCACAGCAGCAGCACUGCGCUUCAUUGGAAUGUGCGCCGUAGCGUCUCCGGGACACGUCUGAAAAGCAAGACAGCCGAGACAGAAUAGAAAAAAAAGAGCUUCUGCAGUCAUCCAAACUCCUUUAAGAAAUCUAAAUGCCUCUCUUUUAAUGGGACAGAUUUCCCUGGACGCCUUACACAUUUUUGGAGACUUUUUACGCAUUUUGGAGACUUUGCCGAGUGAAAUGGGUGAUGGAAACGGACAUUUUGUCUAUUAACAGAGGAUAAUAAAGCCGUAUAAUAUUUUCUACCCAAGUGCACUUGCUUUCCCCGGCGAUGAUUGUUUUUUUGUUUGCCCUGUGCAUCACGGAUGGAGUGCUCUCUCAGAUACGCUACUCGGUGCCGGAGGAGGCGGACCACGGCACACUGGUGGGGAAUAUCGCCGAGGACCUGGGGCUGGACCUUACCAAACUGGCGUCCCGCCGCUUCCAGGUGGUGCCCAGCUCUCGGACACCGUACCUGGAGGUGAACCUGGAGAACGGCGUGCUGUUCGUGAGCGAAAAGAUCGACCGGGAGCAGAUCUGCAAGCAGAGCGCCAACUGCCAGCUCAACAUGGAGGUGUUCCUGGAGAACCCGCUGGAGCUAUUCCGCGUCGAGAUCGAAGUGGUGGACAUUAACGACAACCCGCCCAGCUUCCCGGAGACGGACAUCACCGUGGAGAUCUCGGAGAGCGCCACACCGGGCACCCGCUUCCCGCUGGAGAGCGCCUUCGACCCGGACGUCGGCUCGAACGCGUUACGCACGUACGACAUAACCACUAACAACUACUUCUACCUGGAUGUGCAGACCCAAUCGGACGGGAACAAGUUCGCGGAGCUGGUGCUGGAGAAGCCGCUGGACCGGGAGCAGCAGGCGGCGCACAGGUACGUGCUGACAGCGGUGGACGGCGGCCAGCCGCCGCGCACUGGCACCGCGCUGCUGGUGGUCCGGGUGCUCGACUCCAACGAUAACGUGCCGGUGUUCGACCAGCCCGUGUACACGGUGAGCCUGUCGGAGAACGCACCGGCUGGCACGCUGGUCAUCCAGCUGAACGCCACCGACAUGGACGAGGGUCUGAACGGAGAGAUCGUCUACUCCUUCAGCAACCACAUCUCCAGCCGCGUCAAGGACCUGUUCAGCAUCGACGCGCGCACGGGGCGCAUCGAGGUGCGCGGCGAGGUGGACUUCGAGGAGAGCGGCCUGUAUCAGAUCUUUGUGCAGGCGAAAGACCUGGGGCCAAACGCCGUGGCCGCGCACUGCAAAGUGCUGGUCAAAGUCAGCGACGCGAACGACAACGCGCCGGAGAUCACCUUCAGCACCGUGACCGAGUCGGUGAGCGAGGCGGCGGCCCCGGGCACCGUCAUCGCGCUGCUGAGCGUCACGGACCGGGACGCGGAGGAGAACGGACAGGUGCACGUGGAGAUCCUGGGCGACGUCCCGUUCAAGUUGAAAUCGUCAUUUAGGAAUUAUUACACCAUAGUGACCGACGGCCCGCUGAACCGCGAGCACGCGGACUCCUACUCCGUGACCGUGGUGGCGCGGGACAAAGGGACGCCGUCGCUCACCGCCAGCAAGUCCAUCCGAGUCCAGGUGUCGGAUGAGAACGACAACGCGCCCACCUUUACGCAGUCCGUCUAUGAUGUGUACGUGACAGAGAACAACGUGCCGGGCGCGUACAUCCACGCCGUGACCGCUCUGGACCCGGACGCCGGACAGAACGCGCUCAUCAGCUACUCCAUCCUUGAGUGUGACAUCCAGGGCAUGUCGGUCAAAACCUACGUGUCCAUCAACGAGGAGACGGGCUACCUUUACGCGCUGCGCUCCUUCGACUACGAGCAGCUGAAGGACUUCACGUUCACGGUGCAGGCGCGCGACGCGGGCAGCCCGCAGCUCUCCUCCAACGCCACAGUCAAAGUCAUCAUCGUGGACCAGAACGACAACGCGCCGCUGGUGCUGGCCCCGCUGGGGAAGAACGGCACCGCCAGGGAGCCCCUGCCCCGCUCCGCCGAGCCGGGCUACCUGGUGACGCGCAUCGUCGCGAUGGACGCGGACGACGGCGAGAACGCGCGGCUGUCCUACAGCAUCCAGAGAGGGAACGAGAACGGCAUGUUCCGGAUGGACUGGCGCACGGGGGAGCUGCGCACGGCGCGCCGGGUGUCGGCCAAGCGCGACCCGCAGCAGAUGUACGAGCUGCUGGUGGAGGUGAGGGACCACGGGCAGCCGCCGCUGUCCUCCAGCGCCAGCGUGCUCGUGCUGCUGGUGGACAGCGUGGCGGAGGGCCGCGGAGCCGGCGGGGACCGCGCGGGCACAGCCAAGGCCAAGGAGGGCACCCUGGAUCUGACCCUGAUCCUCAUCAUCGCCCUGGGCUCCGUCUCCUUCAUCUUCCUGCUGGUCAUGAUCGUGCUGGCGGUGCGCUGCCAGAAGGACAAGAAGCUCAACUUUUACACCUGCCUGGCCAGCGAGUGCUGCCUGGGCUGCAGCUCGUGCUGCUCGCGGCAGGCCCGCGCGCGCAAGAAAAAGCUCAGCAAGUCGGAUAUCAUGCUGGUGCAGAGCGCCGGCAGCGUCAGCGGGGCCGGUGGCACGGCUCACGUGCCCGUGGAGGAGUCAGGGAGCUUCGGCUCGCACCAUCAGAACCAGAACUAUUGCUACCAGGUAUGUCUGACUCCAGAGUCUGCCAAAACCGACCUCAUGUUCCUAAAGCCACGUAGUCCGUCUAGGAGCACAGACACCGAGCACAACCCGUGCGGCGCCAUAGUGACAGGGUACACAGACCAGCAGCCUGACAUCAUAUCAAAUGGCAGCAUUUUAUCAAACGAGACCAAACACCAGCGAGCUGAACUCAGCUACCUGGUUGACAGGCCGAGACGUGUCAACAGUUCGGCGUUCCAGGAGGCGGACAUGGUCAGCUCCAAAGACAGCGGCCACGGGGACAGCGAGCAGGGAGACAGCGACCACGACGCCACCAACCGAGGCCAUUCCUCCGGUAAGAACCGGCUCCGGUUCAGGGCUUCACCCUCAGCCAAUGACAAAGUGCCUUUUAGUCACGUGUUUCACUCGUUGAGCGAGCGCGGAAGUUCGGAAAUAAACCAAAUGGAUAUUGAUGAAAACCCCGGUACUAGUGACGAGAAUCAGCCAACCACUCAGUCUCAAAGCCAACUCGUUCCGAAAAAAGGCCCUGAUUCGGUGGUGUGGAAGUAUUUUGGAUUCAAGCAAUACGACGAGGGUCAGUCUGAUGUGAAGAAGGCAUGCUUUGCCCUCGCUGCAGCACCGAAAAGUAACACCACCAAUCUUUACCAGCACCUCAAACGUCACCACAAACUGCAAUAUGAUGAAGCCUGUCAAAAACACCGCCUGGUGUGCGCAACAGUAUCCUCCUUGGACAAGUGUGUUAAUUGUGUGGGACCCGUAUCUUCCUUCAAGUGGCUUGGCUAUCGAUGCACAGUUUGUUCAGGGGUCUGGCAUAAAUCCUGCCUCAAGCAAAUUACAGGAGAUUACUUGCACAGCACAGCACAGGCACAGCAGUCUUCUGAGGCUUCUGAGGAUGAACGGAUGUCAGAUCAGGACAAAAUUCCACAUCCACAAUUGGACGAAAUAUCAUCUGAUGAUGCUGAGGACAUGUCUGACAAGGAAUACAUACCUGACUCUGAGGAUGAUGAAUAUGAUUCAGAUGCCAGCAUACACUUAAUGUCAAGUAAGGCAAGAGCUGCACAUAUUCAAGUUGCAGAUUUCCUGGGUCACGACAUCCGUGUUCACCGCGACUUCUACAGAUUACCAGUUCCCACAACACAACUGGCUAAGAUUUCCAAACUGCUUUUGUCAAUGGAGAAAGGACACCUUUCCAGCAUGCAGGGGAAGUCACUGGAUGAUAUUGAAAUUGAAGUGGACGCUGAAGAUAGUGGGAGCGAUUCUGAUAACGGCAACACAGAAGUCACAGCAUCAGAGUUUGGAACUGUGGAGCCUGUGGAUUUUGACUCUACAACCACAGAGCAAGACCAUGACAUUGGAGGCUUUGGAUCAGUGUCCUUUGUGUCGUCCACAGUAAAUGAGAGUGUACCUCCCUCUGAAGGGAAUUAUGCUGAUAAAGAACAUGGAUCCAGAAGAGUGGCAAAGAAAGUGUGGUCUAAGGCUGAGGUCGCUGCAGUAAUGCGACACUUCAAAGAUCAUAUAAGCAGGGGGAAACUGGCCACCAAAACUGAAUGCAGUCACUGCAAACUGGUGGAAGAUCCCGUGUUGGCACAAAGAACAGUGCAAAAUAUAAGGGACUUUGUUAGAAAUAGAGGAAUAACUGCAAAGAGGCAGUGUUGUGAAGUGGAAGCCAGUCGGAUGGAGGUAGAGCGACAUAUAGAGAAGCAGUGA